Molecule: messenger RNA, 1032 nt
Organism: Colletotrichum abscissum
Lineage: Eukaryota; Fungi; Ascomycota; Sordariomycetes; Glomerellales; Glomerellaceae
Exons: 2
Coding region: 1-1032 (343 amino acids)
Source: RefSeq, a predicted model, not a curated record
AUGGAACCACGGAGCAACAAGCUCGACGCAGUGGAUUUAUGGGGGAAUGUGAAAAUCCCUAUGAUGGACUCAGAUGCUACCGAUGGAUGGAACAAGGUAGCCGGCGAUAUCAACAAGAUCCAGUAUUCAUCCUUAGUUGGGAUCCCCGUCAGUUACGACAAUCUUGGAGACGCAACAUUCUCGCUCGAGUCUAGUUACCUUGAUCUUGAAUGCCCAGAGGCCGACCGCUUUCUCGGGGGAGAACUCAGGUAUGCACCAAAAUGGUCAAAUGUUACAGACGUGUUUAUCAGUCCCACGACGGGGUCGAAUAACCCCAGGACAGACAAAUACCCCAACGGAACGUGGCACGGGUAUGACCACCGCAGGAACACCAGUGACUCGGGAUAUCCCCAAUGGGGCAUCGCAGUGGACAGGUUCGUCGAUCGUUUCUGGUUUGACGACGAGUCGCCGCGGCCGGAGAGCUACGACAACCCGUACCUAGACUGUCCGAUCGUGUUUACCAACGAAACAGGCAUGGACUUCAGUCCCGCAAAGCUCCUCCUUCGGCUAUCCCUGAGGGCCAGCUCGAUCCAAUACUGGAUGAUGGACGAAAUUGAAAUCACAUGCCACAUGAGUCAGAAAUAUGUCGAGUCUCGCAUUAGCUGCUCAAACGAAAAUGACAAACAUCGAUGCAAGGUGGUCGAACAGCGACGGUCCGAGAAGCGGCAUUCUCCAGAAAGCAUAUCGCACCUGUCAUUUCCACGAGCCUUCAACUACAUUGCUAGAGACUUACCUGCCGCGACGGGCAAGCAGCUCGCCGAUGCAACCGACCCCUCUGUAUUCUAUCUUGCACACCCGAUGUCUGUGAAUAUCUCGGGAUUUCCAGAUGUCAAGAUGGACCAACUCGACCUGCGCACAGUCGGGCCACGGCUUAGCCAGUUAAUCAACACGUAUAUAGCUAUCGGCCAGCGACCAUACAGUAUCGAGGAUAAUAACUUGGCACUUACCAUCACUUCCUUGGGAGAAACUACUACUAUAUUGAAGGACCUCUAG